Messenger RNA from Haliotis rufescens (red abalone), 5261 nucleotides. RefSeq lists its product as uncharacterized. The record is from RefSeq and is a predicted model, not a curated record. The coding region runs from base 365 to 865 and encodes 166 amino acids. Gene Ontology annotation, biological process: signal transduction. Lineage: Eukaryota; Metazoa; Mollusca; Gastropoda; Lepetellida; Haliotidae. Gene Ontology annotation, molecular function: protein binding. The transcript is spliced from 4 exons.
AAGGAGAGAGCAAAAAAUUAAAACAUUCUCAAGGUCAGAUGUGUUCAUAAACAUAAAUGCGAAUUGUCUUUCGAUUCUUUCACUCCUAAACCCAUUAUUAAAAUAUUUUGUGAUUGUGAAAUGUGCUUAGGGAUGACGUGGUCUACAUGGGGAGGAGUCGCUUACAAUACAUUCCUUUUGUACAAGCGUUGUCCUGAGCUUCGGAGCUUAAACCGGAAGCGAGCUAUAAAUAACAUUAGCGGGAAAACCCAGAACAUUUUCCAACUUUCGUUACUGAUUUUGUCUUUACGAAAACCCAACAUUUAGAAACUAACUUUUCCGACCUCGAUACACGUGGCAUCUGACAUAUUUUGAUUUUGCAAACAUGAGUCAUCGAGGCGGUGCCCGAGGGGGUCCUCCUGGACCGAACCCAAUUGAGUUCAACUUUGUGUCCACAGAUCAGGACUGCUCUGGGAUACAGAUAGGCGAUGGUAACACGGUGAACAUGAUGAACGUACCGGGCGGAAUGCAGACAAGAAGUCAAGCUCGGGCAGCAGCAGGGGCACCCAAAGUGAAUGUGAAGACACCAAAACGACCUCUGUCCAAGUCUGAAAAUGAGCCCACAAGGGACCAGAUGGACAGAGUGUGCAAAAAACUGACUAAGUACAAUGACACGGCAUGGAAGGACCUAGGGACCAAGCUAGGCCUGACCACUGGGGAACUGGAGACGAUCCACCAUGACCACCGCAUAGAAGGGGACUACGAGCUGAGCUACCAGACUCUAUUGGUGUGGAAAAGACGCCAGCCCACCCCUCCACAAGUCAAGGUUUUAGCUAAAGCACUCUGUGAUAUUGGUAGAGGAGACCUCUCUGACACUCUGACAUAAUCAGGAUUUGUAUCUGGAAAAGCAAAUGUUUAUUCAUUUUUUUAAUGUUUAUCCUACGUCGAAAGUCCAUUGAUAGGUGUGUAAUUUUCCAAGUGGGAUGGAAAUGGGCCUUUGCCAUCUUCACAAUGAAUUUUGUCGCUUGCAAAAGGAUGAAUCUUUUAUACAACACUGUACUUUAUUUAAAUUUCAUAACGUACAUUUGCAAAAACACAAAUGACCAGCAACUGAGUUUUGUUUAAAUUUCAUAACCCCAAGGGUUGCGUUGUACAACGUGAUCUUAACGCUAAGGUUAUCGUAACUCUCAUACCUCCCAUACGUAGCGCUAAGGUGAUCGUAACUCCCUACCUUCCAUUACAUAGUGCUAAGGUGAUCAUAACUCCCGUUCAAAGCACUAAGAUGAUUAUAACUUUACCAAGUUUUCCUAUAAUAAUUAGAUCCACAUCAAGUGCUUUUAUGAGUUAUCAUGGUGUAAUAUUAUACAUCAUGAUAACUCAUAAGAGCACUUCUAAUUAUUAUUGGAAAACUUAGUAUAAAUGUCAUAUCAUGAUAACUCCCUUACCUCCCACACAUAGCGCUAAGGUGAUCAUAACUCCCUACCUCCCAUACGUAGUGCUAAGGUGAUUGUGAGUCGGAUACUUUCCAUAGGUAGUGCUAAGGUGAUUGUAACUCCCAUCCGUAGUGCUAAGGUGAUCGUAACUCCCAUACGCAGUGCUAAGGUGAUCAUAAGUCAUCCAUCACUUGGAGCAGAUGAUGUAGACUGACAUUCGUUGUUCCAUCUUCCAUCCAUCCAACUUCAAAUGCGAUAAGUUUUCUCUGAAACCACUAUGGAUUCAAUGAUGACAAUUUCAUACAUCAUACCCUCUAGAUGACAUAUUGAAUUCAUCAUUAAGUGAUGAAUAUGUUGUCAUGUUUGAAAACUGCCAUCAAGAAUUAGUGUUUAGCACCCUUUAGUUUGCUUUUGCUCAAAUGAGGUAACGGUGCGUUUCAAGAACAUAACAUAUAAACCGUUUCAUAUAUCUUCAUGAGACUCUGUUUACACAUCAGCCAUUUGCUGAACUAGUGACUUUGAUGUUCCGGAAUUUUUUUUUUAAAUUUCAAAGUUCAAAUUGGGGUCCCUUUUUGUGGUGUAAAACAUUUCAUUAUUUCUCCAUGAAACUUUGCAAUGUAUUAUACUAGGUAGGACUGGUGCCUAUUUUCACAGAAAUUGAAACUAUUAAAUACAAUUGUGAACAUGCACAGAUGGUGGCGGAUAUGAAUGACUUUGUCUCCGGGGUGUCACAAACAUGUCAACAUUUAGGCUUGUGUAGCAGCCAUAAACUUUCUGAGUCUGUGAUGGGAUCGGACCAUCUGAUCCGAGGUCGGACGCCUUGUCCGCAUGACCAAAGGGUUUAACCCCAUCAUCAGGCUGACAAGAUAAGGAUUUCAUCUGUGAGAUGACUCUACGCCCUGCUACAUACUCCCCCGUCAACAGAAGGUACUGAGGCUUAUUUUGCUCAAAUGUAAUAUUAACUUGCUCAGACCCACGUUGGGCGCCAAUGUAGCGGCCACAAAAUUUUCGAGUCCCAAGGAUUUGAAACACCGACCUUCUGAUCCGAGGUUGGACGCUUUGUCCACAUGAAAUAGAGGUUAACCCCUUCAGCAUGCUGACAAGGUGCGGAUGUCAUCUGUGGGAUGACUCCAUGCCCUGCUACACUUCUAUAGCAUCCUCCAACUCCCCAAACCCUCUAACUUUUGGCCAUCAGCAGCUUGUUGCAGACUUGGCUCAGGUCUGUGAUCUCAUGAAGAUUAACUGGUAAGUAUCCAGUGGCAACAUUACACUGUUUGCUUUUCGUGUUCUGAGUACGAGUUAUUGGUUUCCCAUUGUUUGAAUCCCCAGGGACCAUAUCCGUAUAGGGUCUCCGGAAUCCCUAGUGCUUACAGAUGGUCAACUGUGGUCAGUUUCGCAGAAUCAUUGUAAAGAUCUAAUAGAUCUAUCAUCCAUAAAAACCCAUUCCAAGUGUUCUGUCUAUUUUCCAAAAAUAACAGAAACAUGAAGAUCAUCAUAAUUUUUGUAAAAUUCAUUGAUAUCAGCCUGUGAUAGUGUUUGAGUCCCUAUUUGUUUGCUUGGGUGAUUAAAUGACAGCUGGCAAAUUAGUUCUGUAUGUAUUUGUAACUCACAUGGAUUUGUAGAGGUUGAACAUAACCUUGCUUGAAAAGGUUUGUCAGUGUUCCCGUUUAGGUUAAGACCAGUAAUUCAUGUGACUGUCAGUCCCUGUGGACCUUAUAGAGUACCUUAUAAAUCGUUGUUGCUGAACAAAAUAUCGGUGAUAUUCAUAAAGUACAUUUUUCUAACAAAUUCAGCUUGUCUGUUACCAUCAGGGUUUCCCCUUGUCUAUUUCUAGGUUAAAUAUCCAUUUGUAGCGACUUCGUCUUAAAAUAUGAUAAAAAAAGAAGAGUAAUUUGUGACUGAAGUUUGUGUGAAUGACGUAUAGAUCUAACUUUGUUACUUCAAAAUGACAUAUUUGCACUGAACAUGAUGUUGAAAGAAUUAAAACCAAAUAAUUUCCAUGCGUUUUUAUAUUUGUUGAAAGUUGGGACUGGCAAAAAUUAGGGGGGACUGGUAAUUUUUAGAGUUUCCUGUCCACAAGGACUGGCAGUUUCAAAAGCCAGCGGGAACACUGUUUGUGUGUGUUGAGAUUAAUGUCCUGGUGCAUGGGGUCAGUUGUCCACUGGUUGUAGACUGGAAUGGAUUGAACAACCUGGACUCUCCAACAAAGCUUUGUUUCAGGAGUGAUGUCCCAAUCUCUAUCAUUUCCACCGCUAACCUAUCACAUCAUGUCUAGCCCAUGAGAGAACUUUGAUUGGAUGGCUAGUUCUAGCAUCAUGUCAUAAUGAAGCGACUUAAAGGUAGCAAAUAAGCUCAGGGUAUUUAUCAUCACAGAAUUGAGAUAUAAUACAGCUGGAGUCGUGAGACCUUCCUUUUUGUAUACAUGUAGUCAAACUGCAUGACAUUGUAUAUUGUCAAAUUGUUCAUGUGCCAUUAGUGGUAUGCACAUUUUGUAACUCUGCCUCCAUCCGUGAAGAUUAGCUCCCUUUCCUUGUCUCAUCCAUGGCAGUUCAAUAAACACCGGUUCCAAUGCUGGAUGGUUGAGUGACCUCCGUGGUCAGUACUGGCGAUGUACGUACUUAGCAUCAUUUUUCAAGGGUCACCUAGGUAUGUAGUGUCAAACAUGAACAUAUGCCAACAAGUGUCAAUAAUUCUGAGCAUGUUGAAAAUGUGAUUAACAGUUGAAGAACACAUUGUUUAUGCCUGUGUCACAGUGAUAGGAUGCUUUCAUGAAACCGGAAUAAUGGACGACUAUUAAAAACAAUAAAAAAUGCAAGACUGAAGGUGAUAAAAAAAGUUACGCAAAACACAAUCCUGUAUUCUAAUGUCUAUUUGAAAGAGUUGAGUCCCAAGAUAUACCCUGAUUUUGUUUCUAGGUUUGUCAGCACCAUACCCGUGCUCGUUGGUUUCACAGGAGUGGUAAACGUCUGAGACCUGCAUCACUUCAGGCUUUCCUCCCACAGUAAGCUGACACGCUGUGAUAUAACUGGAAUACUGUUAAAAGCGAUGUUAAACCCAACUCACUCACUAACUCUGGUUGUCUCACUUCUCUUCGGCUUGUCAAGGUAAUUGAAAGGACACAGGUGGCCCAGUGGCCUCUGGAUAGGAACUUGCCUGCUGUGCAAAGUAACAUCCCUAAGCAGUGUCAGGAUCUGGUCUGAUCUCAGCUGACAUCCCAUGAUAUUACUGAUAUUUUUCAAAGAGACAUUAACCCAAAUGAUCUAGUUUCUGAUGUCAGUAAGCAUAGGAAGCAUUGAUACAUGUGUUGAAGACUUCUUGACCAGUGGAAUCAGUAUUUGUUUUGUUAUAUUGUGUAAUUAUUAGCUUUAAAAGUACAUGCAUAAAAAUGCUUUAACAAAGUACUGAUUGUUAAUUUCUAGCUGGUAUAUUGUUGCAUCCAAUUGGGAGUGUAAUUCUGACUUUGUUUCUGAUGUCAAUACUCAGUGGGCAUGGGGGCCCAGUCAUCCAAGGCACCACAUUUUGCGGUGCAGAGUUGCAGCCCUUGGUCAGGCCAGAAAUAUGAUUGUGGGUUCGAAUCCCAGUUUGCCCCACCGAUUAUGUUUCCGAGUUUGUCAGCACUAUGCCCAUGCUCGUAUUUAAAGACUGAAAUCUGCAUCACUUCAGGCUUUCCUCCCUCAUUAAGUUGAGAUGCUGUGAUAUAACUGGAAAACUGUUCAAAGCAGUUUUAAUCCCAACUUACUCAUUCACUCCAAUGAAGAAUUGAUAUAUGUGCCAGUGAAGCAAGUAUGUUCAGUUUUUGUUUUGUUAUUCUUUGCUUUAAAAGGGCUUGUUUAAAAUGCUUCAACAAAG